AUGGAUUAUGAAACUCUCUUUGCCGUUCUGCCCAAAGAACCAAAAAAAUGGUCAAGGGAAGAUGUAUCGUAAUGGCUCAACUUUGUUGGUUUACAGUCACUGUAAAGCACUUUCAGUAUGUAUUUAUUUAUAAGAGUAGUAAAUAAUUCAAUUGAUGGAUCAUGUUUAGAAUUAAUAGAAGAAAAUGACUUAAUUGAUGAUCUCGGAAUCAAUAGUAAGAUAGUUAGAAAAAAGUUAAUGCAUUGGUUGAAAAAUGGAUUAAAGGAGUACACUUAACAUAUUAAAUCAGUAAUGGUUGACGAUAAGCGAUGCGAUAAGAUGGAAUAAGAAAACACUUCUCUUGAAAAUACAGAAUCAGCACAAGCAUAAUAUGGAUAAAUUAAUAUAUCACAUGACAUGAUGACUAAUUACAUUAAGAAUAAUGAAAUGUUAUCUCAAUAGUUCUAACAGCCAUUAUGCGAAAUUGAAAACAGGCCCUAGUUUUUAAAGAAAUAAUAAACCGGCAUUUAAUUAGAAUAGGAAGUUGAAAACUUUGCACCUAAAAUAUCAAAUGAACUCAUUAUUCAACCAACUGAAGGACCUCAGACUAAUUUUUAUUGUAUAAAGGAAUCAGGUGGUAAGAUAGGCAGACACUCUAGCAAUUAGAUAUUAAUAUUGGAAGAAAGCAUUAGUAGAUUUCAUGCCGAAAUAGUCUUUUAAGAUGAAGAUUUUUUCAUUAAAGACAUUGGAUCAACUACUGGCACUUUCAUCAAAGUAGAAAGCAAGUUAGAAUUAGAAAUUGGAAUGGUUAUAGAAUUGGGCAGCAAUUAAUUUGAGAUUUAGUAGUUGACUUCUAAUAAUCAAACAGUAGAAGUUGUCAUGCUUAUUAUUGAAGGACUUAAUUCCUCAGAAAAGCAUAUCAUAGCUUUGAACCCCUAAAAGUGCGUUACGACUGUAGGCAGAAAGCAAACUGCAGAUCUCACUUUCAGCGAAGAUCAUCAUCUCUCAAAUAUUCAUGCCAAGAUCUGCCUUAUUGAAGGACGUGUGUAUCUGGAAGAUAUGGGAUCAACUAACGGUUCCUGGUUGAGAUUGUCUAAAGAAGGACUGUUCUCAUAGUUAUAUCCAUUACAAAAUCAAACGGCUUUCAAAAUUGGAACCACUUCUACAUAUUUAUGUAAAAGAACUACUUAGUUGAUUACCGACAAGAAUAACGAGAAUAGUUGUAUAAUUUGUAUAGAAAAUGACCGAGAUGCUCUAUACAUGCCCUGCAAACAUAAUACUGCUUGUCUAAAAUGCAGCAAGAAUUUAAAAGACUGUCCAAUUUGCAGAACCAAAAUCCAAGAUGUUAUCAGAAUCUACAAAAACUGA
Messenger RNA from Paramecium tetraurelia, 1347 nucleotides. RefSeq lists its product as uncharacterized. NCBI's taxonomy places the organism in Eukaryota, Ciliophora, Oligohymenophorea, Peniculida, Parameciidae. The record is from RefSeq and is a predicted model, not a curated record. Gene Ontology annotation, molecular function: protein binding; mRNA binding. The transcript is spliced from 6 exons.